This is a messenger RNA of Hermetia illucens (black soldier fly), 1423 nucleotides long. It is a transcript of the gene Alg7, whose product is annotated as UDP-N-acetylglucosamine--dolichyl-phosphate N-acetylglucosaminephosphotransferase. Gene Ontology annotation, molecular function: UDP-N-acetylglucosamine-dolichyl-phosphate N-acetylglucosaminephosphotransferase activity. The record is from RefSeq and is a predicted model, not a curated record. Gene Ontology annotation, cellular component: membrane. The transcript is spliced from 5 exons. Lineage: Eukaryota; Metazoa; Arthropoda; Insecta; Diptera; Stratiomyidae. Gene Ontology annotation, biological process: protein N-linked glycosylation; dolichol-linked oligosaccharide biosynthetic process. Bases 178 to 1377 code for a protein of 399 amino acids.
UGUUAUCAGUAACUACCAACGACCAUCGACCGUGAAGUGUUGUCAGGUAUUUGGUUGGCUAAUGUCUUAUUUAUAAUUUGUUUUUGUUUGUGAUGCAAUUGCUUAAUCCAAUAAAGAAAUAUCUGACACGGUACCCUACGCGGAGUUUGCUGUACGUCCACUAGAAACUGUAGAACAAUGAAUUUCCCUUUGAUAAUAAACGUUUUGAUUUCGGUAUGCGCCUACUUAAUGGCGAAGCGAAUCAUACCGGCAAUGGGAGAUAUGUUCAUAAAGGCAAAUCUGUUCGGACAAGAUCUGUGUAAGAAAGAUAAGAAAAAAAUCCCAGAAUCACAGGGGGUGGUGGCUGGUUGCAUAUUCCUGGUGGCAACGUUCAUUUUCAUCCCGAUCCCAUUCAGUUACCAACAAAUCGUGGAUAAGAAGGAAUUCCCACAUGAAGAGUUUGUGGAGUUGAUCGUAGCUCUUCUUUCAAUUUGCUGCAUGAUAUUGUUAGGAUUUGCCGAUGAUGUCCUCGAUUUGCGGUGGCGACACAAACUCAUUUUACCGACUGUAGCCACACUACCAUUACUAAUGGUUUACUAUGUAAAUUUCAACUCAACCACUGUCAUAAUGCCAAAGAUAAUUAGACCUCUCGUCGGGAUGUCUUUAGAUAUAGGGGUAUUAUAUUACAUAUAUAUGGGAAUGCUAGCUGUAUUCUGUACGAACGCUAUCAAUAUUUUGGCGGGAAUCAAUGGACUGGAAGUCGGCCAAGCGUUAGUAAUAGCGUGUUCAAUUGUCAUUUUCAACUGUAUAGAACUAGGGCGAGACAGUACAGCUAGGACAUAUCAAUUUUCACUGUAUUUAAUUAUACCAUUUUUAGCGGUCUCCCUGGCGUUAUGGAAGUUCAACAGGUUUCCCUCGAAAGUUUUUGUUGGCGAUACAUUUUGCUAUUUCGCUGGGAUGACAUUUGCCGUCGUGGGAAUCCUUGGACAUUUUAGUAAAACACUCUUGUUGUUUUUCAUCCCUCAAAUCAUCAAUUUCCUCUACUCGUUUCCGCAAGUGUUUUGCCAGGUACCAUGUCCACGACAUCGCCUUCCUAAAUACAAUCCAGAAACGGACUUGCUUGAGACAAGCAAAACGACUUUCCAUUUAGAUAAACUUACUUUCCUUGGAAAGUUUUUCGUUGUUCUAUUCAAAACGCUGCAUAUAAUCCAGUGGACCGAAGGAAAAGAUGGGACAAUCACUACAAAUAAUUUCACUCUAAUUAAUUUUAUUCUUUAUCUUUUCGGGCCAGUCCAUGAGAAGGUCUUAACACAGAUGCUAUUAGGUGUACAGAUAUUAUGUACGUGUGUGGCAUUCAUUAUUCGCUAUCCGCUAGCUGGGUAUUUUUACGACACCUAAUUUAGGAUGUUGAAUAAAUGAAAUGUAUUUCAGAAUGACCACAAGA